UCCGAUUCAAAAUCAGUUGACUCACACAGACUUCAGUGUCUCAGUUAAGGACACUAUGACUUGGUGUUUAGAGCCCUUAACAUCCAGAAAGGCAGAACAAAUUAACAAACCAUAUGCAAGAAUUUCAAAUACUUUUAGAAAUCAAUUCAUUUUAAUUAAAACCUGUGAGGAAGACAAAACGAACACUGUAGGAUUGUCUGGUUUUACAGCUAAAUUACAGAAUGAGAAAGAGUUCAUAAGAAAUCUCACAAGAGCUUAUAAAUGCAUGCAUAUUCACCACGCUUAGGUUUGAUGGGUGCGGUAAAUCUUUGCCGGUCUCUCGUUAUGAUGGACCGGCAAGGAUUGUUUCUGAUGUUUAUGGUGUUUGGACAUGUGAACAACUGUAUCUUUGAGAGUUAUUAGGUUUUUUGGUUAAUGGUGUUUUCAUUCGGUGACGGAUGCAUGGCCUACCGGAGGGACUGGGGGAAUAUGGCCGAGUUGUUUUUUCUCAGGUUGGAUGGAUCGUCCCUCUGACUGCCCCCACCCUCCCGCGGUGUUCCGUCAGGCCGAUCACUGGGACUCCUUGGAGUAUUGCAUCGUCCCACCCUGCCCGGCGACACUGCAUCGGUGGAGAACAGUUCCAUGGAUUCGACGUAGCCAACCCUGCUGGUGACCAAGAUAGCACCCGGCUCGUUUCGCACUAGGGACCUUUUCGUUGUGAACGUGGUGAUGCAGUAGGCCGUCUGGAGGCCGUUUUGUACCACUUUGGACAUGUUGAGAGAGUCUACGCGGGUCAAGAAAAGGUCCAAAAUGGGGGAGGAGAACACACCAGUUAAGUAAUCUCUGUUGGCCCGGGCCGUUGAUUACAGCGGCUGAGACCAAAGAAGACUACAGAUCCGGGGUUGAGGAAAAAACUAUGCUAAUCGCUAUGUUUACAUUCAUUAAGCUACCACUAGACAUUCGACUGGACAUUGGAUUUGGGAAGAUACCCAUUGGAAUCGAAAACGUCGGCUGUUUAGAUGUAGUGUUCCUGCAAGAAUAGAGUCAGUACCGGCUGCCUCUUUGGCCUCGCCGCGAGCGAUCCAACGGGAACACGCAGGAACGCUGAACCGCCUGAGGGAGGGGUGCUGACGGUCAGAGGAGACGGACCAGGGAGCAUCAACCGUGAUCUAUUUCUAGAAAUGAUGCCAAUGGAUAUUGAUGACACUCAAUCCAACAAGCCCAGAACGGAGAAUCCUGUUGGUGAUACAGUUUCAGAGGUACAGUGUUGGAAAAGACCCUCUGGGGUUGCUGUUAUAUGUCUGGGACUGCUGUGUGGUCUCCUAUUGGCUGGGAUCAUAGGCCUGUUUGUCUACUCGAGAGACCAACAGGCCAGGUACAGCAUUCUGGGUAAUGAGAAAGACCAGUUCCAGAGCGAGGAGGACCACUUACAGACACAUUUCAGUACCUUAUCAAAAGACAGAGACCUGUUACAUACUAAAUGCAAAACUCUUAAAGACGAGCUCCAGACUAAUUACGACAAUCUGACUAAAGAGAGAGACCAGCUCCAGAAAAGUUACGACAAACUGAAUGAAGAGAGAGACCAGCUACAGACCAGUUACAACACCCUGACUAAAAGGAGAGACCAGCUACAGACCAGCUACAACACCCUGGCAAAAGAGAAAGACGAGCUACAGACCAGUUACAACACCCUGGCUAAAGAGAAAGACCAUCUACAGACUAGUUACAACACUGUGACUGAUGAGAGAGACCAGCUACAGACCAUAUACAACAGCCUGACUAAAAUAAAAAAUCAGCUGCAGACCAGCUACAACAACCUGACUAAAGAGAGAGACCUGCUACAGACAAGCUACAAUAACCUGAUUAACCAGAAGUGUCCCAAAAACUGGAAAAAGUUUGGCUGCAGUUGUUACUACAUCUCCUCUGUCAAGAACACCUGGAAUGCAGGCAGACAGGACUGUCUGAAUAGAAGAGCAGACCUGGUGAUCAUCAACAGCAGAGAGGAACAGGCUUUUAUCAAAGCACUUGGCCACAGAUCCUGGAUUGGUCUGACUGACAGAGACGUUGAUGGAACAUGGAGAUGGGUGGAUGGGACACCAAUGACCACAAGUUACUGGAUCAACGGGGAGCCAAAUGGAGGGAAAAAAGAAAACUGUGGCGAAAAUAAAAUCUCCAACGAUGAUCCAGUGAUGGCUUGGAAUGAUCAACCAUGUGACCAUGAAAAUUAUUUUAUCUGUGAGAGAUUUGGGUAGGGUGGAGGCUGGGUUGGACAUAGUGUUGGGGUGGGGACUGCGGGUGUUGUGUUGGGUGGAGGUAAGGUGAAGGCUGGGAGAGCUGGUGAGAACAUUGCUCCAUUUUAUCACCAAGAAUGUUUUCUGUAAAUCUAUACGCAAAACCUAGCAUUUGUGUCAUACUAUGAUCUACUCCUAUGAUCUACUCCUAAGACCUACUACUAUGAUUGAUUACUAUUGGCAAAUAUCCUAAACUGUGUAUAUUGUGUGUAUAAAAUACUCUGCAUAUCUUAUUACCAAUACUAACUAAUCAAUAUUCUACAAGACAAUUACCUUUCUUCAUUUAACUUACUUUGACUGUGAAAUGUUGAAGUAGAUUGUACAGACUGUUCUCUGGAUACUAAAUUACAAAAGCAUAAUAAAUAAAAAUGUUCA
Molecule: messenger RNA, 2645 nt
Organism: Esox lucius (northern pike)
Lineage: Eukaryota; Metazoa; Chordata; Actinopteri; Esociformes; Esocidae
Product: C-type lectin domain family 4 member M-like
Exons: 5
Coding region: 1161-2231 (356 amino acids)
Source: RefSeq, a predicted model, not a curated record